AUGUCGACCGAUCUUGCGAAGCAGCCUGAGGAGGGCGAUCACGAGGUUCAGGAUGUUCAGCCUACGAAACCCAUGUCGCGGUUCACCCGUUGGUACCGCAGCCCGUUAUUCAACGUCAUCCUCGUUGGUCUGAUCUCGUUCACUCAGCCCGGUAUCUGGAACGCUCUAAAUAGUACUGGCGCUGGAGGUCAACAAGAGCCAUACCUGGUCAACGGCUCCAAUGCGCUCACAUUCGGCAUUAUGGUGUUUGGCUGCUCUAUCUUUGCCAUCCUAGCCAACAAGAUUGGCCUCAAGAAUGUUCUUAUCAUCGGUACUCUUGGCUAUGCGCCUUACUCGGCAUCGAUGUAUGUCAACAACCGUUACGGCGUUGAGUGGUUUGUCUUGUUUGGAGGUGCAACCUGUGGAGUGGGCGCCUCGGCUCUUUGGGCCGCAGAAGGUGCAAUGGCCCUUGGAUACGCCGAUAUCAAGGAUCGAGGAAAAUUCACCGGUAUCUGGCUUGGUCUCCGUGAGCUUGGGCAGCUCAUCGGCGCGUCGAUCCAACUCUCACUGAACUCCAAGAACGGCCAGCGGGGAAAGGUCGGAUACUCCACCUACCUUGUCCUGAUUGCGCUCCAGUGUCUUGGACUUCCCCUCGCCUUGCUCGUAUCGCCCCCCGAAAAGGUUAUCCAUCGCGAUGGAAGAAGGGUGGCUGACCCUGCUCAGAAGAAGGCAGUCAUGGGAGAGUUCCGCAAGUGGUGGGGUUUGAUGAAAAAGAAGGAAUUCUUCCUUCUCAUCCCUAUUCUCAUCGGUUUCAACUGGAACAGCACCUACCAGGGCAUAUACCUCACCAAGUAUUUCUCCGUUCGCGCCAGAACCCUCGGUGCUCUGACUUCUGGCAUCGCUGCAUCGGCUGCAAACAUGUUCUGGGGAUGGUUCUACGACCUCAAGUGCUUCAGCCGUCCUCAGCUUGCCAAGAUCACCUGGGCAAUUUUCUCAGUCAUCAUGCUGGCGCUCUUUGCCUGGCAAACGGCCAAUGAGAAGUUGUACGAGGAUACCGUGCCAAAGGUGACCCUGGACUGGGCUUCGCCUGGCUUCGGACGGGGUUUUGCUGUCAACGUCCUCUUCCGCUUCAUGAACGAGUCUCAUUAUAUGUUUGUCUACUGGAUCAUGGGCACCUUCUUUGAUGACAUUGAGACGUUGACUCUGGGCGUUGGUCUCGUCAGGUCAUUCGAGUCCAUUGGUUCGUGUUUGGCAUUUGGAAUUGGCGCCGUCAAGGUUUCUCCCAUGGUCAACUUGGUUGUUGCCUUCGUCAUGUUCGUCAUCUGCGUUCCAACGACCUCCUGGGCUGUCUUACUGGUUCCUGAGCGCCCCGUGAACCACAGAAAGAUCGACUAUGACAACUCGUCCGUCGAUUCGCCCGGUAAAACUGUCGACCCCGUGGUCGUGUCUACUGCGGCAGCCGCCGCGGACGGGCCUCGCAAUGUGUAG
Messenger RNA from Colletotrichum chrysophilum, 1467 nucleotides. RefSeq lists its product as uncharacterized. The transcript is spliced from 5 exons. The record is from RefSeq and is a predicted model, not a curated record. NCBI's taxonomy places the organism in Eukaryota, Fungi, Ascomycota, Sordariomycetes, Glomerellales, Glomerellaceae. The coding region runs from base 1 to 1467 and encodes 488 amino acids. Gene Ontology annotation, molecular function: transmembrane transporter activity. Gene Ontology annotation, biological process: transmembrane transport.